This is a messenger RNA of Chlorocebus sabaeus (green monkey), 460 nucleotides long. Lineage: Eukaryota; Metazoa; Chordata; Mammalia; Primates; Cercopithecidae. The record is from RefSeq and is a predicted model, not a curated record.
CCUCACCGUGCUGCGAUUCCUUCAACAGGAAACUUGCUUAGCCUGUGCUAAAUAUUCAUAUUGCUCAUGGAUGUCACUGAAUGUCCUUUCUUUUCCAAUACAUACCUAUAUCUAAAAGCACACGGUUUGCUUGCAGAUUUUCUCCCUUCCCUUCUCCUCCCUUUGGGAAGCCGCCCAGUCCACCCCGAAAACACUGUCCCCCAAAGCGAGGGGAUGCGCUGCACCCUCGGCUGUCACCGCGAGGGCUGGACGCGCAUGCGCGGCGCGAGCGGCCCGGCCCCAGCGCCGCAAGUCGUAGGCAAGGUGGGUCCGGGGACCCCCAGGUCGAGCCCAGCGGCAGUGCAGGAUCGCGAGCGGCCCGGCACCGGCGCUGCAGGUCACAUUAGAUGAAUCUGUACCUUGGGACCACCACAUCGUUAGUAUAUAAGACUGGAUUACAAUUAAAGGAUGAGGAAGCUUU